This is a messenger RNA of Orussus abietinus, 759 nucleotides long. RefSeq lists its product as uncharacterized. Bases 1 to 759 code for a protein of 252 amino acids. The record is from RefSeq and is a predicted model, not a curated record. The transcript has a single exon. Lineage: Eukaryota; Metazoa; Arthropoda; Insecta; Hymenoptera; Orussidae.
AUGUUAGAAGAAUCAAGAGAAAGAGCUCUUAAAUGUUUUUACGCCUUAGAAGAGAAAUUGAAUCGAGACUCUCCUCUCAAAAAACAAUAUGCCGCUGUGAUUCACGAAUACCUUGAACUAGGCCAUUUGUCCAUAGCCUCGGAUACCACCCAACCUGGAUCUUAUUUACCUCACCAUGCCGUGAUCAAGGAGCACAGUUUGACCACGAAACUCAGAGUCGUCUUCGACGGCUCUGCCAAAUCAUCUUCGGGAAUUUCGUUGAAUGAAGCAUUAUUAAUAGGACCAACAAUUCAAGACAACCUCUUAACACAUCUUUUACGAUUUUGGCAGCAUGAUUAUGUCGUAACUGGAGACAUUGAAAAAAUGUACCGACAAUUCUUGAUUCGAGAGGAAGACAGGAGAUAUCAACGAAAUUUGUGGCGUAGCGAUGAUGAAAAAAUAACUACUUACGAGAUGAACGCCGUCACCUUCGGUCUAUCACCAGCGUCGUUUUUGGCUAUCAGAUGUCUCCACCAAUUAGCCACUGAAGGGACAGAUAAGUAUUCGACUGCAGCCCGUAUACUACAGAACGAUUUUUAUGUUGAUGAUUUACUAACCGGCUUUAAAUCAGUUGACGAGGCGAUUAUAGCUCGUCAAGAAAAUAACCCAUUUGUUGAAACAAUGAGGCUUGAAUCUCCGAUAAUGGGCGUCAAACGAGCCAAAACUUUUACAGGAUCUUCCUCCAGAACACAUCAACCAAAACUUGCAGUUAAACGAUGA